AUGGCAGCAUCGAAGUCCCUCAAUUUGGAAAAGCCGCACCUUGGUCGCAUGUGGUUAGCAGCAUCUGGGAAUAAUGAGUUCAUGUUGAAAGACAUCCCUCCAAACAUAUUCUCAGCCUUCAACGAGAACAUUCGACCAAGACUUCCUCAAACUUGCCGUAUAUGGCUACCAUUGGAUACCAUACUAAAUCAGCGCAUAUUUGUAUAUGAAUACCUGGACGAUGAUUUCUUGAGUCUGGUUCAUAUGCACGACCGUGACAUUGUCCAUUUAGAUGUAAAGCCUGAUAACAUUUUGGUGAAUUACCGCAAUCUUGACGAAGAGGCCGUAAUCGAAAAGGUCCAAAUCUCUGAUCUCGAGAAUGCAGCCUAUCUCCCGGAGCCCAGGUGUAUCAAAGAAAUGCUAGCUGGAAAUGAUAACUGGCGCAGCCCUGAAGGUCACUUCAAGGGAGAGCUCAACAAACCAUCUGACUUACACUCAUUCGGACUGGUAUGCAUUUACGCUGUUCUUGGGCGUGUCAUACUAGGGCCUGACGAUGACUUCAAACUACACGAAUCGAAAGGCGCACUACCUGCAUUCAUCCGCCUGCAGCGCCAAAUAUCAUAUUUCGGGGACAAAGAAGGGUUAAAUGUACUCAUGAAGGAUGUUGGUGAUGAGGAAGCGAACUGCGAGAUUCUCAGAAUGCUUUGGGAGGAUCGGGCGCCAGACUAUAUCCCAUAUGUGCCAUUCUCUUACUGGACAGAAGUUGACUCGACGUUCAAGGACUUGAUCCGAGGAUUGAACAAUCUGGACCCUUCGCAGCGGCUUACAGCUCGUCAGGCACUGAGCCAUCCUUGGUUUGAAGACAUCGAAACUACUUACUAG
Messenger RNA from Plenodomus lingam JN3, 861 nucleotides. The record is from RefSeq and is a predicted model, not a curated record. Lineage: Eukaryota; Fungi; Ascomycota; Dothideomycetes; Pleosporales; Leptosphaeriaceae.